This is a messenger RNA of Lingula anatina, 3562 nucleotides long. Its product is annotated as octopamine receptor 2. NCBI's taxonomy places the organism in Eukaryota, Metazoa, Brachiopoda, Lingulata, Lingulida, Lingulidae. The record is from RefSeq and is a predicted model, not a curated record. Gene Ontology annotation, cellular component: plasma membrane. Gene Ontology annotation, biological process: G protein-coupled receptor signaling pathway. Gene Ontology annotation, molecular function: G protein-coupled receptor activity; dopamine neurotransmitter receptor activity, coupled via Gi/Go.
GAUUCUUGCCUGUGAACUCCACCCUUGGCCUUUGACACAAACACACACAUACACACACACUCACUUCCAGGAGAUGUUCAUGCUUGCAAGAAGUAUUUAAAGGAGUGUGCCAAGCAUAUUGGAACUAGAAGUUACUUUGACAAUACAGUGCUGCAACAUCAGCGCUAGUCGCACGGAGAAAUCAAUCUAUCAAGCUUACUGAUUUCUUAGCAUUACUAAGCUCAUAGCACAGAGCAAUUGUCACUUCACACCAGGGCGAGAAGACGCAGGAACUGUUCCGUCACAUAGCAGAAAUAUUUUGUGUUGUUUUUAUUUUUAUCCAAUCAACAUGCUUCAUCAGGGAGAAAAAAGGCUUCAUUAAUCACCGGUGUUCACUAUGUAAAAUUAUUCUUGCUGCCGAGUUUAGACCAGAUUUGCUGCAAGUGUUUGAAACCAAUCUUUUUGGUGCAAAUUAAACUGGCUACAGGAGCGGUCGUGAAGUAGGUAUUCUUUUCCCAGCCAGAACUAUGACGGCAGGAGAUCUGGUUAAGAGGAGUGCGCAGCAUGUUAACACUAAGUGGAAGUAAAGAUUCUGACAGUGCAAGGACAUAGGAAGGCAAUAUCUUUUAUUAAAAAGCUUUUGUAGUGUAGUUUCUAUCUCCUGCCUGGUGGAUGGAGAUGAACCAGUGCUGUUGGAUUAAGCAGCAGUAAUCUAGGCUACAGUCCAGAUUACAGUUCAACUGACAAAGAACAGCUCUUUCAAUACCCAAUAAUGACAUCAAUCAGAAAAUGAUGUUGAUUCCAUCAGUAACUGCCGACAACAGUACCUCGGAACAAUUUGCCAAUUUCUCAUCCAUUUUUCUCGAAUCAAAGAACAGCACAUGGGUGCAGAGGUACAAUGGGGUGCCCCUGGUGCUUGUUUCCAUCUGUUUCUUUGCCAUGAUCCUGUGGACAGUGGUGGGGAACAUCUUGGUUUGGGCUGCCCUCUGCAGGUACACCUCACUGAGGAACAUUAACAAUUACCUCAUUGGUAACUUGGCAGUGAGUGAUUUCCUCUUGGCUGUGACAGUGCUACCAUUCUCUGCAGUCUAUGACAUGCUGGGACACUGGGUAUUUGGGAAAGUCAUGUGUAUCACCUGGCUCUCUGUGGAUGUCCUCAUCUGUACUGCCUCCAUAUGGGGACUGUGUGUCAUAGCAGUGGAUCGGUUCACAGCAACAGUCUACCCUGUGUGGUACAGAGAGCGCCAAUCAGUUAACAGAGCAGCUGCCUACAUUGCCUUUGUGUGGAUUUUUUCCAUUGCUAUUUCUGUGCCACCGUUCUUUAUGUGGGAUGACAUGCAAAACAAUGACUUUUUGGACUAUGACCAGAACGGCAAGCUACAGUGCAUUUUGUUCAGAGAUCAUGGUUAUGUCAUGUACUCUGCAUCAGGAUCAUUUCUUAUUCCAUUUAUCCUCAUGUUGUUAAUUUACAUCAAGAUAUUCUUUGAGUUACAAAAACGGGCACGCAAACUAAGACGCGCAAGAAUGGUGCAUAAUCGUGCAGCGAGCAAACGCAGCUCGUGCACUCCAUCUGCAAAGAGCAUCCCCAGUAUUGAGCUGGAACCGGCCACGCAGGACCUCCAUACUCAAGCAGAUAGCUCCAAUAUGACAUCAGGAGACUCCUCAAGUAUUGGAAGCAAUGAGAGCACACCACCACCUAGUCCAAGUGAUACUGUGGAGUCGCCAGCCUCUCCAGCCUUCUCUACCGACACCAAUAACUUCUCUGCCUUCACUGACAGUAAAUCUGACGGCACGGGGAAUAAUAAUCAUGGAGGACUGCUCGUUAUACCAGCAAAGGACAUGUUACGUCCCGUGAUAAAACGCAGUCCAUCUCCAGACAGGAAACUGUGUAGUAAAGGAUCAACACUGGGCUCUAUCCAGGAGGAACACUCACAGACUAAAUCUGCUGACUCAGCAUUUUUUGAUUUGAGUCAUGUAGAGAUUUCUAAUUCAGAAUUUUCCACCACUCAGUGUAAUACUGAGAUGACGUAUGCUGAGAGUGGUGGCUCACCAAGCUCCCUGUCUAAGAAAACAAGAGGCAGGACUGAUUCCCUGGCCUCACAGACAAAUGGUAGUAUGGAGAAACAGAAAAAAUCAGAAAGAAAAGUUAGUUUAAAUUUGCCACAGAAACCAAAACCAAUUAAAGGAUCAAAAUCAAACGGACAUACACCUGUUGGAAAAAGGCACAGGUCAAAGUUAAGAGCAAAUAAACUGAAAUCUUCCUUAAAUUCCUCUACAUUAGUAUCUCACCAGCAACGUCGCUUUGAGUAUCGCGAGAUGCGAGCUACGAAGCGCAUGGCAUUGAUCGUAGCCUGCUUUAUCGUAUGCUGGCUCCCAUUCUUUGCCAUGUAUAUUACCCGCAGUUGGUGCAAAGACUGCAAUAUUGAUGUGAACUUGCAGACAUUUCUCAUUUGGCUGGGCUAUGCCAACUCUGCACUGAACCCUAUACUGUAUACCCUUUUCAACAAAGACUUCAGGAGAGCAUUUCAACACAUAAUUUGCUGCACAAAGGCAGGACCACAUCAACGCAGGAGGUGACACUAUGGAAAUAUUGUGUAAUAAUUUAAUGUAGACAAUGUGCAAUACCAUUAUGGAUUACAGCAGUCGCAACAACUUUAUGUCAAGAUAUAUAUUUCUUCAACUUAACUGCUUCAAUAAAAGGAAAGAUGUAUCCUCCUGUUUUUCAUGAUCUCUUUAAGGUCUUUAUAUUUAAAUGUUUUGCUUGGUGAUGACUGUUUCGGAAAAAAGCCAUAAGACAUCCUUACAGUUUAUGGUAAUGCAAUGUGAAGGAUUACUGGGUUGAAAAAUUUAACCUCGGUCAUUUGAGAAAUGCCAAAGACAUAAAUGUUCUAUCAUUUGACUGUUUAUCACAAAGGAACUGAAUUUUUAGCCAGGGCAAUGACAUCCAUAGGAGACAUAGUAGCCCUGGCAAAGUAAUAUGGCAGACAAUUCUUUAAUACUAUUGUUGCAGAGCUUCUAUUUCGUAUGAUACGUCAACCAGUAAAAAAAAAUCAGAUACUUCUAUCUCAUAGUUUCCUGUGAAAGAAACCUGUCAUGGUGAAAUCAAUUUACCUCCCUUUCCGUCUUGCAAUGCCCAUGGUGCGAUUUAACCCCCCAUAAAUUACAGCCAUCUUCUGUCAGUUCGUUCAUAGUGCAAUCAGAUGUCCUAUUAUAAAGACCUCAAUCAUGCUGAUCAAAGGAAGAAUCAUUACAGCAAAUGGUUUCUGCUAGCUGCAGAUUUGCCAUCAUAAAUUGCCCAAGUGUUUCAAUCACACUUCCUGAGCCUUCUCAAACAUUAACAUCUCAGUACUUCUCUUUAUUCUUAGUUGCUCCUAACCCUCUUGCUAUUUAGGAUACUGACAUGCAUUUAUGUGGAACUGUAAUCCACAGAAAAAAAAACAACAAACAAAUAAACAAACAGGAACUGUAGCACUUUUAAAAGGUUCUGUUGUGAUAUACCAUACCCAAGUGAAAAAUAUUCAAAAAUAUCAACAAUUUUCAUUGCGUUCUGUAAUCAUGUUCUGCUGCUGCUGCAGCUUGCUAU